Messenger RNA from Entamoeba invadens IP1, 696 nucleotides. RefSeq lists its product as hypothetical. Lineage: Eukaryota; Evosea; Mastigamoebida; Endamoebidae. The transcript has a single exon. The record is from RefSeq and is a predicted model, not a curated record. The coding region runs from base 1 to 696 and encodes 231 amino acids.
AUGUCCGAACUGUCUUGCACUCCACGCACUUGCAACUGUGUCUUCUGCAGAAUGAAAGAGACACUCUUACAGAACAAAUACAUUCCAUGGAUCACACUCGCACGACUCGUCUUCUUAUCUUUGAGUUCGUUGAACACCAACAAGCGGUACUUCUCUGUCAAAACAGACAUCCCCGAGUAUAUCCACUCCCACUGGGAUUUAUUUAAACGGCUCAAUCAAUUCAACUCAUCUACACGUUGGAAGAAGAGCAUUUUGGACGCAAUCAACCAUUCGCGCUUCUUCGAGUCUGGAAAGAUCGAAUUACACUCCCCCGGCUUUUGGAAGUUGAAAGACAACACAAUUCCUUUGUUGGACUCUUCAGAGUACUCGGACCAAGGUGAACACGUCGCAAAGACCAACUCUCCAUCUGUCGAUUCCUUUUACUCCCAAAACGUGUUAAAGCCAGAGUGUAUCGAGUGCAACAGUUUGGAAGAUUACUAUACCAGCUCGGUGACUUCAGCAAAACAAAACAUUCACUCUUUACUGUCUCUCUAUACUAUUUCUGACGAAACAAGAAGAAAGAUGAUCAAAGAGGAGAUCAGUGAAAGCGAGAAAAGCAUUCUGCGGGCCUCACAACACUUAUACAAAAUCUCACUCGAAGAUAACUCAGACAAUUACAACGCCUCCGCUUGCUUGCUCAUCAGGACUGUUUUCUAA